UUAAAAAAUGAGGUUAUGUUUAGAACGUGAUCCAUUAUUAGCGGCAUCGUGGCGUUUUGAUAGAAAUAAUAUAUAAAAAUGGUUAUAAAAACAAAAAUAUCUAAAUCAAAAAAGGAUAAUCAAAAGAAAAACAAACUUGUAAAGCAAGGAUUGAUAAAGAAAAAUAAGCGAAAGAAGCAAGUUGUAUGUUUAACCCAUAACAAAAAUGUACAACAUGAAGAGAAUUCAGAAGAAAGUGAUAAUGGAGAAGAUAUGUUACAAAUGGUAGACAAGGACGAUAUAGAUUUCCUUAAACAAGCAAUUUCAAAUCGUUCUUACAGAAUAUUUAAUAAAGUUCGAUAUGCAGAAUCAUCUGUUAACAAAUCAAAAAAACCAAAACUAAAUGAAGAUGAUACUUUAGAAAAUAAUUAUGAGGAACAAUUCGCAGAAAGUAAUAAUAAAAGUCAAAAAAUAAAAAAUUUGUUACCCAUUAAGACUAAAACUGGUGUGAUUCCUCAGCAAAUUUUUGAAGAAAUAAAUGAUAAAGAAGAAACGUCAGAAAUUGAAGAUAAUGAAAAAGAUAGUGAACAAACUGAAUUAGAAGUUCCUGAAGAAUAUACUUUGGAAGAUUCAAGAGUAGAUCUUUCAAAACCGAUAUCUGCAGCUCAAUUGUUAGCUGUAAGAAAUGAAGUGCUAAGGCAGAAAAAAAUACACAUUGGCACUCUUAGCUCUGGAUUACUAGAAAAUCCUGAAGAGAAAAUUAUGAAUUUAAAAACUUUGCUCGAUAUCAUGGAUGAUGAAACACCAGAAGUAUAUCUGACUAUCCGUAAACUUGUUACAGUUUCUUUGUUAGAAGUAUUCAAAGAUAUUUUACCAUCAUAUGAAAUUAAGCAUACUAAUAAUGAAGGAAUUAAGUUAAAAAAGGACACUUUAAAGUUACAGAAAUUUGAAAAUAACCUUUUAUUGUACUAUAAAAAGUUUUUGCAAAAACUGGAAAAAUAUUGUUUUCAGUUGAUUAAAAAGAAAGGGGAUUCUAGGAAAAGAACAGAAGAAGAAACUAAACUGAGUGUUUUAGCAGUUCAAGCCAUGUGUGAACUGUUAGUUGCACAUCCAUAUUUUAAUUUUUCACAAAAUAUAGCCCAAGCUGUGGUGCCUUUCUUAAACAGUCAUAAUAAAAUAGUUAGAGAAGCUGUUAAGUCAAGUAUAAAAACUGUUAUGAAAGAGGAUAAAAAGGAAGAAAUAACUUUAAAGUUGUUAAGAAUUAUUAACAAUUAUCUGAAAAAUCAUAAUCAUAUAUAUCCUGACAUGUUAGAAGUCCUACUUAUUUUGAACUUAAAAGAUGUAAAUUUAGAUAAAGAAAAAGAACAAGACAUUAAACAGAAAAAGUUAUUAGCUCACAAGUCCAGAAUACUGCAGAUGUCAAAGAAAGAAAGGAAGCGAACAAAAAAGUUGAAAGAGGUAGAAAAAGAGUUGUUGGAAACCAAAGCAGAAGAAAACAAACAAGCAAAACAUAAAAAUUUAACAGAAAUUACAAAAAUUGUUUUCAAUAUCUAUUUUAGGAUUUUAAAAAAUUCCAACAACACCAAAGUCCUUGGUGUUUGUUUAGAAGGAUUGGCAAAGUAUGCACACUGCAUUAACUUAGAUUUUUAUAUGGAUUUAGUUAAUGUUCUUGACAACCUUCUAAAAGAGGACUGGCUGGGUUAUAGAGAACAACUGCACUGCAUUCAAACAGUUUUUGCAAUAUUAAGCGGCCAGGGAGAAGCACUUAAUAUAGAUCCCACGCGAUUUUAUAAUAAUCUUUAUAAAGAUUUGCUUACUACCACUGCUUCUUCAAAAAAAUCGGAUCAUAUUGAAAUCCUCUUGCGAACUUUAAAUGAUGCCCUGAUAAAACGGAGGAAAAAAAUUACAAAUAAAAGAACAAUCGGUUUUGUCAAAAGAAUAGCAACAUUAAGUUUGCAGCUGUUACAUGAUGGUAACUUAGGUUGUUUAGGAAUAAUUAGGAAUAUUAUGCAGUUAAAUAGGAAUGUUGAUGUAUUAUUGGAUUUAGACACAUCGGUAGGUGAAGGAAAAUUCCAAGCAGAAAUAGAUGAUCCAGAAUAUGCAAAUGCUUCUAGCACUGCUCUCUAUGAGAUGAUACUUUUAACAAAACAUUAUCAUCCAAUUGUAAAUCGAUUUGCAAGAAAUAUUGCAAACGGUGCAGUAGCUACCGGUGAGGGCAGUUUACCUGGAGAAUAUGCAAAAUGGUCAGCUGAGCAACUUUACUCUGAAUUCAAUAUGUCAGAAAUGGCCUUCAAUCCAGCUGUACCUAUUCCAAAAAAGGCACAACCAAAGUCUAGGCCAAAAGUAAUACAAUUUCAUGAUAGCUUGUUUGAAAGCAACUGUAAAAAAAUAUUAAAACAAACGAGAAAAAGAAAACACGACCUUGAAUUUUUUAUAAGUUGAAUAGGUGUGAUUUUUAAAAUAAGUAUGAUUUUGUAAAGUUUGUUUGACACAUUAAACUAUUUUU
Molecule: messenger RNA, 2485 nt
Organism: Anoplophora glabripennis (Asian longhorned beetle)
Lineage: Eukaryota; Metazoa; Arthropoda; Insecta; Coleoptera; Cerambycidae
Gene: Noc3
Product: nucleolar complex protein 3 homolog
Exons: 10
Coding region: 79-2421 (780 amino acids)
Biological process (GO): DNA replication initiation
Cellular component (GO): nucleolus
Molecular function (GO): chromatin binding
Source: RefSeq, a predicted model, not a curated record